CUAAACGGUUGCAACCCCGUAAUGAUCCGAAAGUGCACCAAACUCCCCGACAAGUUUCCUGUCACUCAUGAAAUGGUUUCUGUCAGCCUGGAGAGGGAGCUGACUCUGGAGCAGGAAAUAGAGGCAGGUAACAUCUACAUCAUAGACUUCGAGGUGUUGGACGGCAUCAGUCCUAACUCAACAGACCCGUGCACACUGCAGUACCUGGCAGCUCCAAUCUGUCUACUCUACAAGAACGCCCAGAACAAGAUCCUGCCCAUAGCCAUACAGCUUGGGCAAUCUCCGGGUGAAGACAACCCGAUCUUCCUGCCCACUGAUGGUCAGUACGACUGGCUGCUGGCAAAGAUCUGGGUCCGAUCAGCCGACUUCCAGUACCAUCAGACCAUCACACACCUGCUCAGGACUCAUCUGAUGACAGAGGUGUUUGCUAUUGCUAUGUACAGGCAACUCCCUGCUGUUCACCCUGUGUAUAAGCUACUUAUCCCACACAUUCGUUUUACCAUCGCUAUCAACACCAAGGCCAGGGAGCAGCUCAUCUGUGAGUGUGGCAUCUUUGACAAGGCAAACGCAACAGGUGGAGGUGGUCAUGUCCAGCUGGUUCAAAAGGCGGUAAAGAAUCUGACCUUCAGGUCUCUGUGCUUCCCGGAUAUCAUCAAAUCCCGUGGUGUGGACAACACGGAGGAGCUGCCCACCUACUUCUACAGAGACGAUGGCUACAGAGUUUGGGAGGCCACCAAGAGGUGAGGAAAAACUCUUUAAAGAGUUUUUAUAGACAGCACAGAUAAAAAGUUUGUGUGUUUGAUGGAGAGACAUCAGUCAUG
Molecule: messenger RNA, 821 nt
Organism: Plectropomus leopardus (leopard coralgrouper)
Lineage: Eukaryota; Metazoa; Chordata; Actinopteri; Perciformes; Serranidae
Source: RefSeq, a predicted model, not a curated record